This is a messenger RNA of Bathycoccus prasinos, 1674 nucleotides long. RefSeq lists its product with no specific name. Lineage: Eukaryota; Viridiplantae; Chlorophyta; Mamiellophyceae; Mamiellales; Bathycoccaceae. The coding region runs from base 1 to 1674 and encodes 557 amino acids. Gene Ontology annotation, biological process: tRNA 5'-leader removal. Gene Ontology annotation, molecular function: protein binding; ribonuclease P activity. The record is from RefSeq and is a predicted model, not a curated record. The transcript has a single exon. Gene Ontology annotation, cellular component: mitochondrion.
AUGAACAACAACAAGCGUCACAAACCUAAUGAUACUCCUGAUACUCCUGAUGGAGUAAAUGGUGGUGUAAUCAACCGCCAGUUAACGUUCCAAACGAGAAAAAAAAUCGACGACGCCGCCUCCCGAAACGAUCGACGUUUAGCGUUUACCACCUACGACGAAAGCAAAAACAACCCCGCGAUUGCUCUCCCGAUGCACACGCUGAACGUAUUGUUGCAUCUCUGCUCUGCUAACGAUGAAAAUGAUUCUUUUUCGACGAAAGAAGAGGAUAAGGAAAGAGCGGAAGAGAUUUUCUUUCGUUUGAUGAAAGACUCCGAGGAAGAGGAGGACAAACAUCAACAAGGGAGAAGGAAAACGGAGAUGAGCUACACGGCGAUGGCGAGAGUGUACGCUCGAAACGGCGAAUUCGAGAAAAGUUUCGAGAUGGUCGAUUUGUGCAAAAACGGAGGAGCUUUAGGAAAAGGAAAAGAUGGAGGAGGGAAGAAGACGCAACAAAAGCUGACGCCAAAGUUGAGGACGUACGCGCCUUCCUUGCGCGGGUUCUGCGAGAGCGGGAACUGGAAGCGAGCCGAAGACGUGUUCGAGGCGAUCGAGCGAGAAGGUUUGGAGUGCACGGAGAUGGAAUUUACGGCGAUGAUGAGCGUGUACGGGAGAGAGAAGAAGACGUGCGAGGAGAAUGGGUUUAGGAUGUUGAGGAAAAUGAAGUCGAAAGUACGAACGUGCGGGAAGGAGUUGAUUGAAAGCGUGGAGAGAUUUUUCAAAGCCGAGCCGAACGCGUGGCGGUGCGAGACGGUGGAAAACGUGGAGAGUAGCUCCGGACGGUUUGAAGUCUCCUCCGAAAACACUAUUAUUGGUAGUAGCAGUGAUAAUAAUAACAAUAAUAAUAAUAAUAAUAAUAGUAAUAAUAGCGAGAAGAAGCAAACGUUCAACUUGAAACGAGUGGGGUUGAACGAAGUCGAAUCGAAAGAGCUGAUUGCCUCGGUCGGGAAACUCGCUCGAGAACGCGAAGCCGGCGCAAACUUUGACGAUUUUUGCAAUUGGUUGGAGGCGCGAGAGGCGAAGGUACAAUGCAUCGUCGACGGAGCGAACGUCGGGAUGGCGAACCAGAAUUUUGCCGGCUCGAGGUUUCAUUUCGGCCAAUUAGAUAACGUCGUCGAAGAGUGUCGACGGAGAUACUGUGUUUGUUCGACGAGCGACGCGAGCGACGCGUCGAAGCAACGCCCAGUCGUCUUCCUCCACCAACGCCGCACGAAAGACCACGCGGCAAAGCACCAGUUUGGCGAAAAAAUACUAAACAAACUGAGACAAAACAAAGAGAUAUUCGUCACGCCGCACGGCUCGAACGACGAUUGGUAUUGGCUCUACGCCGCGUUAGUCGCCGGGGAGGACGCAGUUUUAAUCUCAAACGACGAGAUGCGCGACCACGUGUUUCAAAUGCUCCCGGAUCCUAACUUGUUGAGACGAUGGAAAGAGAGACAUCAGGUGCGAUUUAGCGUGACAAAAGGUGAGGUAGAGCUUUACGAACCGGCUGUGUUUACCACGUGCAUACAAGAAAACGAGGAGGAAGAGUAUUGGAUGAUCCCCUUCGUCGAAGACGACGACGAGGAGAAAGAAAACGACGACGACGACGACGACGACGACGAGAAAUGGCUCUUUUGCUGCAAGAAGCAAUAA